Messenger RNA from Cyprinodon tularosa, 5816 nucleotides. RefSeq names its product activin receptor type-2B-like. Gene Ontology annotation, cellular component: plasma membrane; activin receptor complex. Gene Ontology annotation, biological process: cellular response to growth factor stimulus; protein phosphorylation; activin receptor signaling pathway. Gene Ontology annotation, molecular function: activin binding; ATP binding; activin receptor activity. The transcript is spliced from 11 exons. The record is from RefSeq and is a predicted model, not a curated record. Bases 399 to 1943 code for a protein of 514 amino acids. NCBI's taxonomy places the organism in Eukaryota, Metazoa, Chordata, Actinopteri, Cyprinodontiformes, Cyprinodontidae.
AUUUAGAAGCCAUUUUGGACACAGAUCAGUAACAUGCAUGUAAACCCCCGACCGACCUCCCCGACGCAGCGCUGCUACUAUUUCAGCGAAUAACCUCAGAAAACAACGUUGAGACGUCCAUUCAGACGCUUGGACCGGUCGGUGAAGCCGUUUCCGAUGCGAAAUGCGGCACCUUAUUCUGGACUAACCGCCCGGCAGUCAGUUAAUCGCUCCUUUUCUUUGCAACAUUGUUGCAGCGUCGCGGCUAUUGAUACGCGCUGUGGAGGUGGAGGAGGUGGUGGUGGGACCGAGGAGGCCUGUGGUCGGUUUAAUCCUGGACUGAUGUUUUUAGUCAACCUGAGUUUUAAUGUUCGCGAAAGAAAGAGGACGAAAUCGCUGUCCUUUAUUUAAAGCGGAACAUGUCUUUUUCAUGGCUGACUUGUUCACUUCUUCUGGGAACUUUAUGCGCAGGGUACAGUCUGGGAGAGGUGGAGACCCGAGAAUGUGUGUACUACAACGACAACUGGCGAACAGAGAGGACCAACCAGAGUGGCUUUGAGCGCUGUGAGGGAGAAAAGGACAAGCGGCUGCACUGCUACGCAUCCUGGCUCAACUCCUCAGGGACCAUCAAGCUGGUGAAGAAAGGCUGCUGGUUGGAUGACUUCAACUGCUAUGACAGGCAAGAGUGUGUCUCUAUGGAGGAAAACCCUCAGGUGUUCUUUUGCUGCUGCGAGGGUAACUACUGCAACGAGCGAUUCACUCACCUUCCUGACUUGAUUGGCAGCAGGACCCGAGUGAAAAUCCGGCCUCCGCCCCGUGUGCCAUCAAUGCUGAAUGUUCUAGUGUACUCUCUGCUGCCGCUGUGUGUGCUGUCCUUGGCCCUCGUUUUGGCACUGUGGAUGUACCGCCACCGCAAGCCUCCUUAUGGACACGUGGAUCUGAGCGAGGAUCCUGGACCAGUCCCUCCUUCUCCUUUGGUGGGUCUGAAACCUCUGCAGCUUCUGGAAAUCAAAGCUAGGGGGCGCUUUGGCUGUGUUUGGAAAGCUCAGUUAAUGAGCGAAUAUGUUGCUGUAAAAAUCUUCCCUGUUCAGGAUAAGCAAUCAUGGCAGAAUGAGCGGGACAUCUUCUUGACGCCUGGGAUGAGACACGAAAACAUCUUGCGCUACAUUGCCGCAGAAAAGCACGGAACCAACCUGGAGACGGAACUGUGGCUUAUCUCAGAGUUUCAUGAAAGAGGCUCAUUGACGGACCACCUGAAGGGCAACACUGUGACCUGGACUGAGCUGUGUCACAUAGCAGAAACCAUGGCCCGUGGAUUGGCCUACCUCCAUGAAGACAUUCCCAGCUACAAGGGGGAGGGGCCUAAACCUACUAUUGCGCACCGGGACUUCAAGAGUAAGAAUGUGCUUCUGCGGGAUGAUUUAACUGCGGUCAUCGGGGACUUUGGGCUUGCUGUGCGAUUCGAACCAGGACAGCCUCCUGGAGACACUCAUGGCCAGGUCGGUACGAGGCGUUACAUGGCUCCAGAGGUGCUGGAGGGAGCCAUUAACUUUCAGCGAGACUCCUUCCUUAGGAUUGAUAUGUACGCCAUGGGCUUGGUGCUGUGGGAGCUGGUGUCCCGCUGCUCGGAGACAGACGGUAUAGUUGGUGAGUACAUGCUGCCGUUUGAGGAUGAAAUAGGUCAGCAUCCUUCCCUGGAGGACCUGCAGGAUGUGGUCGUGCACAAGAAGAUGCGUCCAGCCAUCAAGGACUGCUGGCUCAAACAUCCGGGUUUGAGUCAGAUGUGGGAGACCAUCGAGGAGUGCUGGGACCAUGACGCUGAGGCACGACUGUCAGCUGGCUGCGUGGAGGAGCGCAUCAGCCAGAUCGCCAGGACGAUAGGCAGCACUACCUCAGACAACCCAGCCUCCAUUGUGACAUCUCUCAUCAACGAGGACCUACCUCCCAAAGAGUCAAGUACCUAAAUGGGUGACACCUUGCCUCACCUAAGCUCCUGACUUAUGUUCAUUCUCAAACCCAAGCUCAGCGGAUCUAUGUUAACGUUAACAACUCUACCCCACAUCCCCUCCCUGUCACCAUAGCAACCUACAUGAAGCUGCUCGUUACCUACAUACUAAUAUUUUGUUUCUGUUUGAUGUUCUUCUGUGUUUUACUAACGCAUCCAUCUGCUGUAGUUGAAUUAGUAAUAAGCUGUGUGAUGGGCACAUCUCAUAUCACCUCUGUGUCAAACCUUAAACCUAAUCAUUGCUUCCAUGUAUUUUUUUAAAAGUUUAGUGUGUCCUGUUGUUUUUUUGUUUUUGUUUUUUUAAAUCACCCCACGAGCUGCUGUGUUUGUUGUAGUUCCCAUCUGUGGCCAAAUUCUGGAAAAACCUUCGCUCCAAACCUCAGACAACACGCUGCACACCUCGGAAGAAACAUUUUGAGACUGUUAAAACAAAAAAAAAUAUUUUCAUCUUCCUCAGGGGUUGAAGCUUCUCGAUUUAUAAAUUUGGAGAGUGCUCCCUUCCUUUCGACCUGUGAAUUCUUCAGAACGAGAUGUAGAGAGAAAAUAAAAAAAACAAAAAAGGAACGGAGCACUUUUUGUUUUUUCUUAGGGAGGAAGCAAAAUCUGAACUGAGCAGUCAUAUGGGACUUUGUGAAGAUUUCGGACAGAUGUCUUGUCCUUGGAACUACCUCUCAGGUAUCCAGUAGGCUUCUUUGAAACAUUUCUAUAAGUUGAGAGCCAAGCUAUCCACCUAGCUAACAUGGACAUAAUCCUGGAUGAUAUUGUUUUUAUUUUGUUUUUAAUUUUUUUGAAUUUCAGAGUUACUUUUCUGCCAGUGCCAGGGGCAUUGACUGAUGCUGUCUGGAGUUGCAAUGUUACACAUUCUUAAUUUUAUCCAUAUGCAUUUGUGUGCGAGUGUGAGAAUGUAAUGAUUUAUGAUUGAGUGUGUGUUUUUAAAGUAAAAACGACUAACAGGUAAUUUAGGGUUUAUCCUUGUGAUUGUCAUGCAUUUUUUAUUUUAUUUUUUUAAUUUCAUAGGUGUUUGGUUACUAGACUCAGUCGGACACGGGUCCACAGAUACCUCAGUUACUGUAUGUCAUGCAAGGAGAGCUCAAAUUGGUUGCCUUUGUCUCAAAUGCAAUGCCAUAGUUGUACCAUAAUAUGAACACCAUACAUUGAAUGUCCGUUAUGCUGCUGUGACUAUUCCAGGAUACUCAAGGAUUUGUAGAUGUACAUGUAUUGUUUGUUAAUGUAACACUAACUAUCCAUGAUAUUAUGUAAGGCUAAUAUCCUGUUUUUGUGGGUAUUUUUUGUGCGUUUUUUCUUUUGACUGGGUAAGCCUUCAGCUGCUUACUCUUCCAGACUGACCUCAGAUAUUCUGACAAGUACCUCAGGCUUUUUCUACAUGUAUAUCAAGUUGUGUUAAUGUAUUUUAUUAUGUUUGAGUAGUUGAAAGAAUUUAUUGCAGGUGGGAUGGCCUCUGUCUUUAUUUUUUAUUUUUAUUUUUUUUGAUAGAACCUGACCACUUUUCAUGAUGUAAAUGCCCUACAAAUGUAAAAAGAGAGGCAGAUUCCUGUAAAUAUGCUUGUACACAUAAGACGCCUGAUACGUAAAUAUUUUGUUUUACAUUUAUAAAUGGGGGGCAUUUUAAUAAAUUUGAGUGUCUUUGAAAAUUUGCUUUGAAAAUUGAAACUUGUUUAGUUUAAACGCACAAAUGGAAGUUUUUAAGUCUUUUUUUUUUUUUCUGUUUGUUUUUAUGAUUUUUACUUAACCCGAUUAAAAAAAAGACAAAAUUCAGUUUCUCAAAUAAGUGACAUAAAACCAAAAAAUUUAUCUUAUACACUCUACAGUCUCAACACUGUACAGUAUGAACUCUCAAUACUUGAUCAGUGCUCAUUUUGCACUGGUAAUACCUGGUGAAUAACUGGCUCAGUUGCUACUGUUUUGAGUCUUGCAUCUUCCAAGUGUUUUUAUUCCACUCAGUAUUCUAUUGUGCUUUAAUGCAGCACUCUAAUCAGACAGAAACGUCUUCAGCUGGCUUUCCCUUCUCAUGAAGGAUGGUCAUUAAGCUCUAUUAAUAUGUUAACCAAAACAUCACAAUAACAUUUCUCCAUUAGAAAUCAGUUUUAAUGUCUUUAUGUAGUAUUUUUUUCCCCAAUAAAACCACUAUUGUCAAACUCCAUGUGCAGUACUGGUCUUAAAAACGAUUCUUGCAAAACUGGCUGUGUAGUAAAGAAAAGGUUGAGUGGAAGGAAAAAGUAUUUUUAUUUUUUGGCAUUUAUGUUUAUAUACCGAAAUGACUUUUCAUUGGUUUUGUGUAGUACUUAAACUUUGACGAACUGAAUUUUGUUUUCAUUAGCUAUAAGCCAAAAAUGAUCAAAACAAACAGAAAUGGACUAAAUUAUAUCGCAUGUAAUGAAUUUAUUUGUUAAAUUUGACUUUCUGAAUUGAAUUACUGGAAGACAAACUUUUUGAUUUUAUUCAAAUUUUUUAAGAUGCACCUCUAAACAAUCAGGGCAUUUGCAGUGUUCAUUUCAGAUACAGAAAGGGGUUUAUUGACACCAUAUCUACCAAUCCAUUUAGAUCUCUAGCCCUGUUUUUUUUUCACUCUUAAGAGAAGUGUUACUGAUAUCAGUGGUUUAUGAUAUUGAAUCAUCUUAUUUAGAGGUUGUGAGGGUGGCACUGGCAUUCAAAAAUAAAAAUGUGUAUAUCAUCGCGGAAAAGAAAAACGAACAAAUAUUUUUAUGGUUUUGGUGUGGCGGCUUCUGUGAUUGGCCACUUGUUUGAACAGUAUUGCCUCAAUAUUAACCUGCUGAUGUGACGUUCUGACCUGUUUAUAGUGAUAGUUUAGCCACGUUGGACAACACACAGGCUCAUCUGUUGUGCUUUGAUUAGUGGUGUGGAAAGAUAGUGAUUUCUUUUUUUAACAGUGGUCUGUAGCUCUAACUGAUGUGCAGUUUUGGUAAAAGGACUUCUGGGGGAAAAUAAUUCAAUGCUGAACAUUUUUUUUUUUUUCCCGGGGGGAAACCAUCAUUGUGUUUGUAGCCACAUGACUGACUAAUGCAGCACCGUUGGGGUUUACGCCGACAGCGCCCAUGUGCACGGUCCAAGGGUCCAGCAAUAUUUACUAUACAGCAAUAGUCAUUACACUCAGCUGUGACAACAGUUAUCCUCUGCAGCCCAACACAGAACAACUCCUCACACCUUGACCAUCCUCUGACAGCCUCUUGUUGAUAAGGGGGGUAGGAAGAAAAAACAGACCCAGAGGAUUAAAACUUUGGUGCGCAAGCUGAUUGUGGCCCAGGUGCUUUUUUUUUUCCGAAUCGUGCCAGGCAAACAACAUGUCAUGUGGUAAAAUCUGCUGUGACCGGUUGUUACCUCCAAAUGCUGUCUUACACCUAGCUCUUCUGAACCGAAAAAAAACCAUGUUACCUCAUGCAGUAUCUUUAGUAACACUAACACGAAGUCGGUCUCAUCUUCAGCAACAUAAAAAAAAUAUAUAGAAAAAAAAAAUCAAGUAUUGUGUAUAUAUUUACUUGCUAAAUGUAAAGGGUUUCUUCCUUUUUAUGUGUGGAUCCUGUGAAAGCAAAAUCAUAUUUUUUUUUUGUUUGCAGUCAAUAUAUUGUUUUUUUUCUUUAUUAUUACUGUGUGAACGAAUGUUGGAACUGUGUUACCUUCCCUGUUUAUGUGAACUGUGUAUGUGUGCGUGCAUGUGUUUGUUUGUCGUUUGGUUUCUUUAAUUCAGUAUGAAUGGAAACUAUGUGCAUUAAAAUACUUAGAAUUAUAAACUAGAUGAGAAUACAUUCAUCUUUUUGUAUAUGAAAAUAAAGUUGAAUCCUGAUUUAAAAAUAAA